Messenger RNA from Lactuca saligna, 1555 nucleotides. NCBI's taxonomy places the organism in Eukaryota, Viridiplantae, Streptophyta, Magnoliopsida, Asterales, Asteraceae. The record is from the annotation of a GenBank genome assembly.
AUGCAAAGAGUAAUGAUUGCUUCGAGAAUGUUGUCAUGGGUUUGUUUGAACAUAGUGUUGACCCUAUGUUUGACUUUGAAAGUUGUAUCCGAGGCUAACCCCACUACACUUGUUGGUAUUGUUUAUUGCGACACUUGCUUCAAUCGAGAUUUUUCCCAUUCGAGUCACUUCAUUUCGGGUGCAUCGGUGGUGGUGGAAUGUGGUCGGAACGGAGUUGGGGCCAGCGGAAUGGAAUCGCAAUUCCGAGAGGAAGUGAAAACGAAUUGGAAAGGCGAGUUUACAGUUAAACUGCCUUAUGCGGUUACAGAUAAAAUCAGGGAGUGUUCAGUUAAGUUGCUUAGAAGUAAUCAACCGGAUUGUCCGGUGGUUGCCACAUCAACUGAAUCGUCAAUUACACUCAAGGCAAAAACCCCGGGAAAUCGUAUUUUUUCAGCUGGGAUUUUUACAUUCCGGCCAAGGAAACAAUUAAGGGAAUGUCAAACGGGAACAAGAAACAAGAAUUCCGACGAUGGAAUUAGAGCUGCAACGCCAUUCCCAUCACCUAUUGGAGUGGAAACAACAAUGGACUAUAAUGAUUUAGCAGACACAAAUGCUUUCGGCCUACCAUUGCCUUACCAGUUUCAACAACCUUCACCGGUUCCAAUGUUUCCAUUCCAGCCACCUUCAGCGAUUCCGAUGUUCCCAUUCCAGCCACCACCGGAUUCCAUGUUUGUUCCUGAUCCCCAACCACCACCAGAUACAAUGUUCACGCCGGAUUUCCAGCCACCGCCUGAUUCCAUGUUCGAUCCAGUGCCAUUACAGCCACCACCAGAUUCAAUGUAUGACCAAUUCCAGCCACCACCAUCUACUUUCACUCCUCAGUUCUUCACACCGCCACCACCUCCACCACCAUCAUUCUUCCCUUCACUGCCGUUUCCACCAAUCCAACAGCAACCAAAUCUCAUUCAAUCUCCACCCCCACCAUCAUUGCCGCCACCAGCAUUGCUUCCACCAUUCCCUCCAUUCCCAUUUCAGCCAAGUCAAGGGUUGCCUGGAACGCCACCAGGAAUGUCUUCUGUUCAUCUAGAGAAAACAUCAUCUCCUUGAUUAAGAUAUUUAUGAGUAUCAUUGUACAAUUUAAGACAAUGUGAUACCAAUGUAUGGUGAAACUGAAUGAAGUAACAUGUUCUGUUUAUAACAAAGAGAAGCAUAAAACUUAACACUUGGUGAGAGCCCAAAUGUAUAGACAACAUGGGUAAGGAAAUAAAACAAUACACAAAAAGUAAAGAAUCUUAAUUUAAAAGAAUCAUCAUUACUGAAACAACAAACAUACCUUUAAAAUCAUGUUAGUGGGAACGAUCCUGCUAUGUUAAUCUUCCUAAUUUACAUCUGCAUCAUUUCAGUAUGCUUUCCAUUUUCUAACAACUCCAUCAGAAUUUUCUCUUUUCUUCUUUUCUUGUCAUCCCUCAACUCAUCAUCUGUUGUAAACCAAGACAUGGCUUCCAAAUUUCCUGAACAUGUCUUGCUGAUUUGAAACUUUAAUUGCACUGAACGACUUCUUUCUACAACAAUAUCU